Messenger RNA from Pongo pygmaeus (Bornean orangutan), 5770 nucleotides. It is a transcript of the gene PCDH20, whose product is annotated as protocadherin 20. The record is from RefSeq and is a predicted model, not a curated record. Gene Ontology annotation, molecular function: calcium ion binding. Bases 693 to 3551 code for a protein of 952 amino acids. Gene Ontology annotation, biological process: homophilic cell-cell adhesion. Gene Ontology annotation, cellular component: plasma membrane. The transcript is spliced from 2 exons. Lineage: Eukaryota; Metazoa; Chordata; Mammalia; Primates; Hominidae.
AAACACCCAGAGACAUUUGAGCCUCCAACUAGGAAACUAGCAGAAGCUCUACCACUGCCCACAGCAAAGAUUCAAAAUUGGGGUAUGUCGAAACCUUCACUGAAUUCAUAUAUUUACUUUUCCGGUUCACCCUACGUUACGCAGAAGUUGAGAUUCCUUCGCUCAGCUGAGAAAAGUGCAUUUUCUUUCUCUGUGCCAACACUGCUGGAUCCGAGGCUCCAGGAGGAACUGUUGGCAAAGCAGGCGUUUUGGGACCGCGCCUGUGAUUGCUCUGUGGCGCCGACUUCCUCUCUCUGUUACAUCCAUAUACAAAUGCAAGCUUAUUUAUUUAUUUUAAUUCUCCCUCUCUUGCUAGCAACCUGUGGACUUGGCAUCUGACUGGUGCGGCAAGGAAGGAGGCUGGUAGGCAAGCGCUACUGUGCCCAACCCGGGGGUGCCUCUUCGCAGUCUUCAGGAGCAAGUCCCCCAUUCCAGCUCCUCUGGCAGGGUAUGGAGUUACCUGCGUCCGGGGCAGAAAACCAUGAAUGUGCCCUUCUGCCCCCUUGCCUUUCUGCCACUCUUUGAGUUCCUGUCCUUAAUUGAAGAGCCAGUGACUAUUGGCUGAAGUUCCCCCCAGCGAUUUGCAUGAACCGAGAGGGAGUGUCUUCUGCCGCCCUCCCUUCAAGAGCGCUCUGACUGCAGCCUCCCAGGGAAUGCGCGGCCGAGCGAAUGCGCGCAGCUCACGGGCCCUGGGAGUGAGCUGGUGCCCGGCAACCUGGCACCCGCGCCUGGAUAUGGGGCGUCUACAUCGUCCCAGGAGCAGCACCAGCCACAGGAACCUGCCGCAUCUGUUUCUGUUUUUCCUCUUCGUGGGACCCUUCAGCUGCCUCGCGAGUUACAGCCGGGCUACCGAGCUUCUGUACAGCCUAAACGAGGGACUGCCCGCGGGGGUGCUCAUCGGCAGCCUGGCCGAGGACCUGCGGCUGCUGCCCCGGUCUGCAGGGAGGCCGGACCCGCAGUCGCAGCUGCCAGAGCGCACCGGUGCUGAGUGGAACCCCCCUCUCUCCUUCAGCCUGGCCUCCCGGGGACUGAGUGGCCAGUACGUGACCCUAGACAACCGCUCUGGGGAGCUGCACACUUCAGCUCAGGAGAUCGACAGGGAGGCCCUGUGUGUUGAAGGGGGCGGAGGGACUGCGUGGGGCGGCAGCGUUUCCAUCUCCUCCUCUCCUUCUUCUGACUCUUGUCUUUUGCUGCUGGAUGUGCUUGUCCUGCCUCAGGAAUACUUCAGGUUUGUGAAGGUGAAGAUCGCCAUCAGAGACAUCAAUGACAACGCCCCGCAGUUCCCUGUUUCCCAGAUCUCGGUGUGGGUCCCGGAAAAUGCACCUGUAAACACCCGAUUGGCCAUAGAGCAUCCUGCUGUGGACCCAGAUGUAGGCAUUAAUGGGGUGCAGACCUAUCGCUUACUGGACUACCAUGGUAUGUUCACCCUGGACGUGGAGGAGAAUGAGAAUGGGGAGCGCACCCCCUACCUAAUUGUCAUGGGUGCUUUGGACAGGGAAACCCAGGACCAGUAUGUGAGCAUCAUCAUAGCUGAGGAUGGUGGGUCUCCACCACUUUUGGGCAGUGCCACUCUCACCAUUGGCAUAAGUGACAUUAAUGACAAUUGCCCUCUCUUCACAGACUCACAAAUCAAUGUCACUGUGUAUGGGAAUGCUACAGUGGGCACCCCAAUUGCAGCUGUCCAGGCUGUGGAUAAAGACUUGGGGACCAAUGCUCAAAUUACUUAUUCUUACAGUCAGAAAGUUCCACAAGCAUCUAAGGAUUUAUUUCACCUGGAUGAAAACACUGGCGUCAUUAAACUUUUCAGUAAGAUUGGAGGAAGUGUUCUGCAGUCCCACAAGCUCACCAUCCUUGCUAAUGGACCAGGCUGCAUCCCUGCUGUAAUCACUGCUCUUGUGUCCAUUAUCAAAGUUAUUUUCAGACCCCCUGAAAUUGUCCCUCGUUACAUAGCAAAUGAGAUAGAUGGUGUUGUUUAUCUGAAAGAACUGGAACCCGUUAACACUCCCAUUGCGUUUUUCACCAUAAGAGAUCCAGAAGGUAAAUACAAGGUUAACUGCUACCUGGAUGGUGAAGGGCCGUUUAGGUUAUCACCUUACAAACCAUACAAUAAUGAAUAUUUACUAGAGACCACAAAACCUAUGGACUAUGAGCUACAGCAGUUCUAUGAAGUAGCUGUGGUGGCUUGGAACUCUGAGGGAUUUCAUGCCAAAAGAGUCAUUAAAGUGCAACUUUUAGAUGACAAUGAUAAUACUCCAAUUUUCCUUCAACCCUUAAUAGAACUAACCAUCGAAGAAAACAACUCACCCAAUGCCUUUUUGACUAAGCUGUAUGCUACAGAUGCCGACAGUGGGGAGAGAGGCCAAGUUUCAUAUUUUCUGGGACCCGAUGCUCCAUCAUAUUUUUCCUUAGACAGUGUCACAGGAAUUCUGACAGUUUCUACUCAGCUGGACCGAGAAGAGAAAGAAAAGUACAGAUACACUGUCAGAGCUGUUGACUGUGGGAAGCCACCCAGAGAAUCAGUAGCCACUGUGGCCCUCACAGUGUUGGAUAAAAAUGACAACAGUCCUCGGUUUAUCAACAAGGACUUCAGCUUUUUUGUGCCUGAAAACUUUCCAGGCUAUGGUGAGAUUGGAGUAAUUAGUGUAACAGAUGCUGAUGCUGGACAAAAUGGAUGGGUCGCCCUUUCUGUGGUGAACCAGAGUGAUAUUUUUGUCAUAGAUACAGGAAAGGGUAUGCUGAGGGCUAAAGUCUCUUUGGACAGAGAGCAGCAAAGCUCCUAUACUUUGUGGGUUGAAGCUAUUGAUGGGGGUGAGCCUGCCCUCUCCUCUACAGCAAAAAUCACAAUUCUCCUUCUAGAUAUCAAUGACAACCCUCCUCUUGUUUUAUUUCCUCAGUCUAAUAUGUCUUAUCUGUUAGUACUGCCUUCUACUCUCCCAGGCUCCCCGGUUACAGAAGUCUAUGCUGUCGACAAAGACGCAGGCAUGAAUGCUGUCAUAGCUUACAGCAUCAUAGGGAGAAGAGGUCCUAGGCCUGAGUCCUUCAGGAUUGACCCUAAAACUGGCAACAUUACUUUGGAAGAGGCAUUGCUGCAGACAGAUUAUGGGCUCCAUCGCUUACUGGUGAAAGUGAGUGAUCAUGGUUAUCCCGAGCCUCUCCACUCCACGGUCAUGGUGAACCUAUUUGUCAAUGACACUGUCAGUAAUGAGAGUUACAUUGAGAGUCUUUUAAGAAAAGAACCAGAGAUUAAUAUAGAGGAGAAAGAACCACAAAUCUCAAUAGAACCGACUCAUAGGAAGGUAGAAUCUGUGUCUUGUAUGCCCACCUUAGUAGCUCUGUCUGUAAUAAGCUUGGGUUCCAUCACACUGGUCACAGGGAUGGGCAUAUACAUCUGUUUAAGGAAAGGGGAAAAGCAUCCCAGGGAAGAUGAAAAUUUGGAAGUACAGAUUCCACUGAAAGGAAAAAUUGACUUGCAUAUGCGAGAGAGAAAACCAAUGGAUAUUUCUAAUAUUUGAUAUUUCAUGGUGGAAUAACACAGAGAAAUGUUUUAACUGAUUUUGGAUCUUCAUCACCUAAAAAAAGAGUGUGCUGAUGGCAGUUCCAAUGAAGGACGACUAAUUUAUAACUUGUUCUAUAUUGUAAAUAGCUGUUUACAGGUUUUUAAAUUUAAAUUCAGAGGUUAUAAAAUGUGUACAGCAUUUUUAAGUGAAAAUUAGUACUAACAGCUAUAGGACUUGUAUUUAAAAAAAAAAAAAAAAAAAAAGAGCUUGGACAUGGUUUGCAGCUUUCAUACACCAAGCAGAUGAUUGAUAAAACCUGGGAGUAAGGUAAGAAAAUGGAACAAAUUUUUAUCUAAAAAUUCCUGUCACCACAAGAGGGCAUCAGCUGCUCCUUUGCAGGGAACUGAGGUAUUGUACUUGACAGUUGUACAUGAAAUUAAUGAAAGAGUAUAUUUUAAAUAUAUUGUUUUUAACAUUAAACGAAUAUGAAAUUAAAGUAAAUUAAAUUUCGCCCUAUUUAAACAUAUGAUAAAAAAGAAAUGCACUUGUAAACAGAAUGUUUAUUACCUCAUAAGUGCAUAUAUAGUUUGAAAGAGAAGGCGUUAAAAAGAAGUGCAAUUCCUUUUUAGCGAGGAUAAAAACAUUGCCUUGUGUUACAGAUUCGACCUGCUGAAGGGUAUUCCACUUUCUGUGUACUCGAAUUGCUUUCUGUUUGCUUUACCACUGCACUUGCUAUUAUUACAAGGGAAAUAGAUAUAUACAUAUAUAUAUAUAUAUAUUCUUCGUUACAGAAAAUGUAACUAGAUAUUGUGCCCAAGAAAAACAGCCAGAAGCAAAGAAAUGCUUCAAUCUUUAGUUGCUUCAUAGGCAUUCAUGACAUUUUAGUGCUUUUACAACUUGUUGGUUGUACUUUAUACUUGGGUUAUAUAUUAGACUUUUAUAGGCUUAAAAUCAUCCAUCACAUAAGAAAACAGAAAUCAUAUUAAAAGUGAAUUCUUCUAGAGGCUUGUGUACACUACUGGUUGUUUUAGUUGGGCCUUUUAUAUGAAAGUUAUACUGUACUUAUCUUUUUGUUGUUGUUUAGGUUUGUUGGCUACCAUUUCUGGCUUCCUUUCUUUGGUUUUGGAUUAAAUCCAACAGUUUAUUUGUAAGCGCUGCAGCAGAUUUCUUUGAUAAUUUAGCUUUUACUGAAUCUCUUGCAAUGAAGAAAGAUAUUUCAUCAGUGAUUUCUCACUUUCAAUUCAUUAUGUGAGCUGGAAAUAUUAUUUUACAUGAGAGCUAUAGCAAAAUAAUCUGUAUAAACAAGGAAUGUGUUAGCUUAAACUGGAUCAUUUUACUUUUUGGCAUCAUGCAUCUGUACUGUAUGAAAAGUGUUUAUAUGUCUGCAAAUUAAAGGUAUAUAUUUUCAUAAUUUCUUUCUCACUUUUAGCAUUUUAUAUUUGAACAUGGGCUUGUUAUUUCACUGAAGUGCCUGUCAUUUGUUUGUUUUUAGGGUUAAAUGUGGGUAAACUGUAGUAUUCUGCUAUACUAAAGUUUAUAUUAAACGAAUUCAUUACUCAAUUAAACAUUGGGUAAAUUAUUAAAUGUGUGUGUAGUUAUAGACAUAUAUAUAGUAGAAAAAGAGUAUGCCUGAAUGUUUGAUGUAAGUUCAUAAGAAAAUUUGCACCCAUGUAUGUGCACAUGCAUAUUAAUUUAUUACAGACUUAAUAUCAUUAUAAAUUUUCAUUUUACCACAGAUUUAUAACAAAUCCUCUGUUAGCUGUGUUGCAACAGCUUGCAAUAAUUUUUAAAACAAAAAUACUCUACAAAAAAGACAUUGAAUGCAAACAGCCAAGUUCUUUUAGAUUUGUAUUAAUUAACUCAUGUAUCUUAUUUUUCUUCAAUUUGAGAAUUUCAAUAAAUAAAAUAAUAAGUAUAUGAGGCAGCAAUGUUUGUUACAAAAAGUAAAUAUAUUUUUAUUGGAAAUUCUUUUUGUAUGAGAGGCAUCUGAGCUAAGAGACUAAGAUCAUUUAACCCCCAAAACUUUUCAUUUAUAACUGAUAUGUAGCAAUGGAGGAUACACCUCUUACUAGUCAUAUUUUAUUUCUUAUUUCUCUUUUUUAAAGAAAGGAACUUCAUGAGAUAAAGUAACACUAUUUAUUUUUAAGAAUCCUCCAUAAGUGCAAUAAUUUUACCAUCCGUAUAAAUAGCACAAUUUUCGAUUCAUUUCCAAAUUUGAAGAAGGUUCAUGUAUU